Molecule: messenger RNA, 3072 nt
Organism: Dendronephthya gigantea
Lineage: Eukaryota; Metazoa; Cnidaria; Anthozoa; Malacalcyonacea; Nephtheidae
Product: protein transport protein Sec16A-like
Exons: 25
Coding region: 370-2958 (862 amino acids)
Biological process (GO): Golgi organization; autophagy; COPII vesicle coat assembly
Cellular component (GO): endoplasmic reticulum exit site; ER to Golgi transport vesicle membrane
Source: RefSeq, a predicted model, not a curated record
GACUAUGAAGAUUCUUAUCGCAGAGGCGAAGACUAUUAUGGUCGAAGUCACCAAUCAUCUCGUAGCUCAAGACGAUUGAGCUCAGGAAGUUACAGCUCAUCCACAUCAAACUCUCUGGGAGACAGCAUCAAGUGGGAUGACCAAAACAAGCAACAACAGAGUAGUGCAAUCACCGCUGAAGAUACGGUUGAACGGGUAAUUACUCCUGAACGACUAACCCCGAAGCAGCAUACGAAACCUCAUAUUGUUGGAGCGUUUUCAACCGCCUCUCGAUUGAGUGUGGUGGCUCCAGCCAGACAAGUCCUUGAUGGUGAGACUGCUGAAGUGCACUUGACUGAUGUCAAGAGCGAAGGUAAAUUCAAUGAGGCGAUGCGCAAUUUCCCUGGACCACUUUGCAGGGGCAAAACCCAUAAACGGGAUGUUGUAAAAUAUGCCAAAGAGAUGGCCAUGAUGGCUUUCAACAACCAAAGCGAUUCUUUUGAAAAACGCGAGGCUGGCUACAUUCUUUGGCAAGUGUUGGCUGUUAUGGUCCAACAAAAUGGGGUGUACCUCAACACCGAUAUUGCGGAGGUGCUAACCUCGGACCUACCCGAGGAUUCUUAUACAAGACGGGAACGUAGUUCUUCCACCUCUCAAAGGGUAUCCUUUGCAGCUGAUGGGCAAGAUCAUUCCAAACAUGAUCAAGUCGCGACAUAUCGAGAGCUUCUUUUGGCUGGCAAAACACAGGAAGCUCUGGAACACGCAGUAAACUCCAAGAUCUGGGGCCACGCCUUGAUGUUAGCAUACCACACUGACCAGAAUGUAUUUUCGAAUAUCAUGGAAAGAUUCAACAGUCAACUCGAUGAGGACGAUUCCUUGUUGUGUUUGUAUCAGCAUCUCGGGUCUAAGCGACCUUCAGUUUUAGAUAAAAAGACAAGGCGAUGGAGAAAACAUUUGGCAAUCAUGAUUUCAAAUCCAUCCAAGUCAACCGCUAAAGAUAGCGAAAAUAUUCAUGCGCUUGGCGCGAGCUUAGAGUCUCGUGGCCUGAUUGAAGCAGCUCAUCUUUGCUACAUAUUAGCAGGGGAAGAAAUUAGUAAACAGAGUGGCACACUGUUACUAGGUUAUUCUUCGAAUGAAAUCCGACCAGAAUUCGUGGAUUUCCUGGCUCUUCAACGCACAGAGAUAUAUGAAUACGCUAUGAGCCUCAAAGAUGAAAAUUUUAUAAUAAAAGAUUUCCAGCCAUGGAAAGAAUUGUACGUCCAUUCAUUGGCAGAUGCCGGAUUCCAUAAUAAAGCAUUUCGUUAUUGCGAGAAAUUGGUAGAUGAUGUCUUGAAGCAUUCAACAUCCUUUACUAAAGAUAUGAUAACGCGACUUCAUGCGUUAUCCAUGAGACUUUACAGACGAGAAUUUAUUGCGCCGUUAUUAGAUAUGAACGGACGCCUGCAACAAUUGUUAGAUCUACUCAAGGUAAACAACGAAACCUUAGGGCGCUCGUUCCUGUCUACCAGCAGCUGGCAAACAUUGGCGCAGCAACUACCUGAGCAAUCGCAACUUCCACAGGAAAUGCCGUAUGAGCACACGCAAAACAUUGAUAAUAAAGAAGUUCAGAAUUCCACUACAAUGGUACCUACAAUGUUUGUUCCUCAAACAAAUAGUGACAUAGUCCAGGAACAAGUUUUAUAUCGCGAGGACAACAAAGCUUCUCAGAGUUUCGCUCAAUUCGAGCCCACCGCUGCACCAAGUGGCAACAUGUCCUACACCGGGGAAUUUCAAGCUCAAGAGCCAGUACCAUCGCAAGGGAAUUACACCUACGGGGUUGCUCCCACCGACCAAACUUUUCCACCGGAGAAUUACCCCUAUGAAAAUGUUGCACAAGCAGUUCCGAGCAGCAUAGAGCACGAUAAAACAGGAUUACCAAGUUCUGGCACAAACUUCUACGAAGGGGACUCUUUUGAGCAUUUGCUACGGAAGCAGCCGAGUAAUGCUAGUUUUAACGCAGUCGAAACAAGUGGAAUUUCAGCGCCUGCGACUUCAGAUAAUGGUUUUGAUUACUACGCUCAAUCUAACUUCAGGGAAUCAAAUAUUGCAAAUGGCGCAAAAAAGGAAGAAACUCAGGCCCAGACCAAGGAAGAGAAAAACACUAAGAAAGACGAUAGCAAGAAGUCGGAGAAACAGAGUGGCGGAUUAUUUACGUCAUUCGGCGGUUUCUUCAAAUCUUUCAUUCCCAAAGGCAAGAACGAGAUUAUCUUACCUGACGAUAAGAAGAAAACUAUCUAUUGGGACGAAAAAGAAGGAAAGUGGGUGAACACGGAAGAAGGUGAAGAGGAGAAAGCUGACUUGCCUCCACCACCAAUUGAUCCAUCUUUGAUUGGCGGUGCCCAACCUGUCAUGCCUACAAUCCCAUCAGGAACUGUUGGACAACCUACACCAACAUCUGGCACAUCGAGUGCAGCUACCGGUUUCUCAAACACACCGCAACUUCCAGCAUCCCAGGCUUCAUCAGCGUCGCAAACUCCUCCAGCGGCAAAAGCUCCACCAAUCAUUCCUGGCGGUGUCACUCCAGAUCAACCAGAAAUAUCGUUGAUUAAUUCACCAUUAUCGACACCCAGCCGAUUUUCGCGUAGAGCUCUCAGUUCGAAAGGACGUAGAUCGAACUAUGUUGAUGUCUUGAGUGCCUCAGGGGCAACGACGAAACCUAACGAAACCGCGUCACCGCUCCUUUCCCAACCGUUUCCAGCACCACCAGGGAAUCAGGCACCAAUAGCAAGCAACAUUCUGUCGAAUACUGAAGGAUCAGCGAUGCCGCCAGCUAGUCAGAGCAACGGCGUUGACCAGAGCAGAGUAGCCAGUAAAACUGUGGAGGAACAGUCGACUAACUCGCAGGAUUCCCAAUCGUCUCCCGCCGUACCGUUUUUCAAUCCAGCUGAUUACGUCUCAACACCUUCGCCAGCGUCCAGAUUAUACCCAAGAGCAAAAUAAAAAAGCAAAAAAAAAAGAAAACGCAGUAAAAUGAAAAACAGUAUAAAUACAGUAUUAAAUUUAUGUAAAUUUAUGAGAAAUUGAUGAGCAAUGAGUGAUUGUUCAUUUGAAUGA